Molecule: messenger RNA, 2538 nt
Organism: Dujonia railenensis
Lineage: Eukaryota; Fungi; Ascomycota; Pichiomycetes; Serinales; Debaryomycetaceae
Source: the annotation of a GenBank genome assembly
AUGGCUGUAACGACUUCUUCAGUGGCUGGAAUCAUCGCCGGUUUAAACCCGCUUGUGUAUUCAGCAUCAGCACCUUACACACUUUUCCUCUUCCAAGCGGUUUUCAUUAUUCUAUUAUGUCUGAUUAUCCAUAUUCCGCUCAGCAAACUCCAACAACCGAGAGUUAUUGCAGAAGUCAUCACUGGUAUCCUCUUGGGUCCCUCUGUAAUGGGCCAUGUACCUAACUUCACUACAACUUGUUUCUCCGCUGCAUCAAUUCCCAGUUUAACGUUGUUUGCAAAUAUUGGUAUCAUAUUGUUUUUGUUCAUCAUUGGUUUGGAAGUUGACGUAAAGUUCAUUAUCAAAAAUGCUAAAGCGGCCGUCACAGUCGGUUUGAUUAAUAUGGCUGUACCAUUUGCCUUGGGUUGUGGGAUUGCAAAGGGCUUUUAUGAACACUAUCGUGUUGACGAUGACACAUUAAAGCCUAUUGAUUUUACCACUUACAUGGUAUUCAUCGCUGUUGCUUUAUGUAUCACUGCCUUCCCUGUUUUGGCUAGAAUUUUGACGGAAUUGAAUCUUAUUGGAGAUCGUGUUGGUACCAUCGUCCUUGCUGCUGGAAUUACUAACGAUUUGGUAGGUUGGAUACUCCUAGCAUUGGCUGUCACAUUGGCUAACGCUUCUGACGGUAUAAAUACGCUUUACAUUUUGUUGUUAACUGUUGCUUGGUUUUUAUUUUUAUCGUACCCAGUUAGGUUAACUAUGAAAUUUCUUUUGAAGAGAUAUACGACAGAUUUACAAUCUGGAGAACCAUCGCAAAUAUCAAUGAUGUUAAUUCUCGUGUUGGUAUUCAUUUCUGCUUUCUAUACCGAUAUAAUUGGUGUUCACCCAAUUUUCGGUGCAUUUAUGGUUGGUGUGAUUGUUCCAAGGGAUAAUGGGUAUGUUAUCAAAAUCACCGAGAAGUUGGAAGAUCUUGUCCACAUUGUCAUGAUCCCAAUUUAUUUUGCUCUUGCAGGGCUAUCUGUGAAUUUGGGAGAUCUCAGUCAAGGGAUUGAUUGGGCUUACACUAUUGGAAUUAUUUUAUUGGCCAUGUUUGGUAAAAUCAGUGGAGGCUUUUUUGCUGCCAAGUUGAAUAAGUUGUUGUGGAGAGAAUCUUUGGCUGUAGGGAUUUUAAUGAGUUGUAAGGGUAUCGUGGAAAUUGUUGUAUUAAACGUUGGUCUUAAUUCUGGAAUUAUCAGUCAAAAGGUUUACUCAAUGUUCAUCGUCAUGGCCUUGGUUACGACGUUCCUUACCACGCCGUUAGCACUCUUGGUGUAUCCUGUCUCUUAUAGAGAAAAGAGGGAUAAAUUCAUAAAUGGAGAAAUCGAAUGGGACGGAACUCCAAUUCUGCAGGUUGAUAGUAAGAGUAGGACCUCUUCUACAGCUAACGAAGAUGUAGAGAUUAUUGAAGAAAGUAGCGAUGGAGUAACUAAUAAUUUAAUCAAGAAAGUUAGAGGAAGAAAGGAAUUGACUAUUGAAAAUUUCAAAAACUUCAAAUUAUCAAACCUUAUCGUGUUGGUAAAAAGUUUAGAAUCUAUUUCAUCCUUAAUGAACUUUGUGCAUGAUUUUGCAUCCUUUGAUUUAGACGAGGAAGACGAUGAGUACCACUCUAACUAUGAGGUAGAUGUUAAAGCUAUCCACUUAAGAGAGUUUUCUUCAAGAACCUCUCAUUUGUUAGAAGCUUCACAAGCCCAAGGUGACGAUUAUUUUGAAGAAACCAAUUCGACAUCGUCCCUUUUGGCUAUUUUAAGAAUCUUCACUAAUAUGCUUAAUAUCCACUUCACAUCAUAUUCUAUUUUAGCACCUACAAAGAAUCAUUUACUAUCUAUCAAUGAGCAUAUUUCAAACGAAAACUCAAACUUUUUGAUGGCAAGUGUUCCAUUGAAGAAAUUUGUUCCGGAAAAUGAAUACUUCUCCUCUAUGUCUUUAGGGGCUGCAUUGCUUGAGGCAGAGAACUCAGACAUUUCGUUCUACAAGAAAUUGUUCCAUUCUGCCAGCUGCAGUUUUGGUUUACUUUUGACCAAUGGAAAUAUUGGUUCCAAGAAGUACGAUGACUUUGUUAGCGAGAAACCCAAGGCUAGAAAACAAUUAACGAGACAAGGAAGUAAUUCGAACUUUGGAUUGAAGUCUAUCAAUUUAAUUUUGAAUCAUGAGAAUGUCUUGACUGAAAGUGAUUUAUUGGCAUUAAAUGUUGUCUUCAAGUUGGGAUUCAACUUAGCUAGAAUCAAUGUUUUCGUCAAAUCAUCCCCAGCAUCAAGAACUAGUUUUGAUCAACAAAUUGAAAAAUUGUUCAACUAUAACUCCCAUAUUGAUUUAUCAAUACAUCACCUCAAAGAUUCUAAUCAUUUUGCAGAUGAAAUUCAAAGAAUAAGACCGAAUAUUAGUGCGGAAUUGUUUGUUAUUGCAAACAAUAUUGCCAAAGACGAUAUUGAAAAUAUAUUUGAUAAAAACGUCAAUCAACUUCUUGAUUUAAGUGCAAGUGAGAACUUUGAUGUUUUGAUUGUCAAAGCAGCUCAAAGAUAA